Messenger RNA from Auxenochlorella protothecoides, 342 nucleotides. RefSeq lists its product as hypothetical. NCBI's taxonomy places the organism in Eukaryota, Viridiplantae, Chlorophyta, Trebouxiophyceae, Chlorellales, Chlorellaceae. The transcript has a single exon. The record is from RefSeq and is a predicted model, not a curated record. Bases 1 to 342 code for a protein of 113 amino acids.
AUGUUGCGCCUGUCAUGCCACCCUGCACGCCCACCAGUACGUCCGGGUCCGCAACGGCGAGGAGAAGCUGGUGGACGUGUGGGACACCAAGCGGUGCGUCAACCCGGCCUGCAAGGUCAACGUUGUCAACCGCGACGUCAAUGGGGCGGUGAACAUGCUCAUGCUGGUCAAGCGCUUUUUCGCCCGGGAGGCCCGUCCCACGGUCUUUGGCGGGCCCCCUUGUUCGCCGCCCCCCAACCCCCGGCCUCCCUCAACACACACACUGGUUCGCCGUCAGAGGCAACCAACUGCGCCAGCCUGAUCCUCGCGGACGUAGCUGUGCAACCGGCGCAAGCCCGGUAG